GUCCCUCCCGCCGCGCUGCAGACGCGCGCAGGUGCGUGAGGCCUCGCCCGGCCGGGACCUGCAGACGCGGGCUCGCCAUGGAGCACAUCCGCACGCCCAAGGUUGAAAAUGUCCGCUUGGUAGAUGGAAUAUCUUCUAAAAAGGCAGCCCUUGGUACUUUGUAUUUGACGGCUACUCAUGUCAUAUUUGUGGAAAAUGCACCUGACACAAGGAAAGAAACAUGGAUUCUUCACAGUCAGAUUUCCACCAUCGAGAAACAGGCGACAACGGCUACCGGGUGUCCUCUGCUCGUUCGCUGCAAGAACUUUCAGCUCUUACAGCUCGUCAUCCCUCAGGAAAGGGACUGCCAUGACGUUUACAUCUCUCUCCUCCGCCUUGCAAGGCCAGUGAAAUAUGAGGAGUUAUACUGCUUUUCAUUCAACCCCAAGCUGGAUAGAGAAGAAAGGGAACAAGGCUGGAUGUUGAUCGAUCUCAGUGAAGAAUACAAGCGAAUGGGCCUCCCUAAUAAUUAUUGGCAGCUCAGCGACGUGAAUAGAGAUUACAGAGUUUGUGAUUCUUACCCUACUCAACUGUACGUUCCCAAGUCGGCCACGGCACACAUCAUAGUGGGGAGUUCCAAAUUCCGGAGCAGACGGCGAUUUCCUGCCCUUUCUUACUACUAUAAAGAUAACCACGUCUCCAUCUGCCGGAGCAGCCAGCCCCUGUCUGGCUUCAGUGCCCGGUGCCUGGAAGACGAGCAGAUGCUCCAGGCCAUCAGGAAGGCCAGCCCGGGAAGCGACUUCAUUUACGUCGUGGACACUCGGCCUAAACUUAAUGCGAUGGCAAAUCGUGCUGCAGGGAAAGGCUAUGAGAACGAAGACAAUUAUUCCAAUAUCAAGUUCCAGUUUAUCGGGAUAGAGAACAUCCACGUCAUGAGGAACAGUCUGCAAAAAAUGCUGGAAGUGUGUGAACUUAAAUCUCCCUCCAUGAGUGAUUUUCUUUGGGGACUGGAGAACUCUGGCUGGUUGAGGCAUAUUAAGGCCAUCAUGGAUGCAGGAAUCUUCAUUGCAAAGGCAGUUUCAGAGGAAGGGGCAAGUGUGCUUGUUCAUUGUUCCGAUGGCUGGGACAGGACUGCUCAGGUGUGCUCGGUGGCCAGCCUCCUGCUGGACCCUCACUACCGGACUCUGAAGGGCUUCAUGGUAUUAAUUGAAAAGGACUGGAUUUCCUUUGGUCAUAAGUUUAAUCACAGAUAUGGCAACCUAGAUGGUGAUCCCAGAGAAAUCUCUCCAGUUAUUGACCAGUUCAUUGAGUGCGUCUGGCAGUUAAUGGAACAAUUCCCCUGUGCCUUUGAGUUUAAUGAGAGGUUUUUGAUUCAUAUUCAACACCACAUCUAUUCCUGCCAGUUUGGAAACUUCCUAUGUAACAGCCAGAAGGAGAGACAAGAACUCAAAAUUCAAGAAAGAACAUACUCUCUAUGGGCUCACCUGUGGAAGAAUCGGGGGGACUACCUGAACCCUCUAUUUAGAGAUGAUCCCAGUCAGACCCAGGGAACCCUCCAUCUCCCCACGAUGCCAUGCAACUUCAUGUACAAGUUUUGGAGUGGAAUGUAUAACCGCUUUGAAAAGGGGCUGCAGCCCCGACAGUCGGUCACAGAUUACCUUAUGGCUGUGAAGGAGGAAACCCAGCAGCUGGAGGAAGAACUCGAGGCCCUAGAAGAAAGGCUGGAAAGAAUUCAGAAAGUCCAGUUAAAUCGCACUCAAGUGAAGAGUAAGCAAAGUGAACCCAGCAAACACUCAGGGUUUUCUACCUCCGACAACAGCACAGCCAACACUCCCCAGGAUUACAGCGGGAAUAUGAAAUCAUUUCCAUCCAGGAGCCCUUCACAGGGCGAUGAAGAUUCUGCUUUGAUUCUAACCCAGGACAAUUUGAAAAGCUCAGACCCAGAUCUGUCAGCCAACAGUGAUCAAGAGUCCGGGGUAGAAGAUCUGAGCUGCCGCUCCCCCAGCGGGGGGGAGUGUGUGCCGGAAGAUUGGGACUCCCGUGUCCUCCGCUGUGGUGCCUGCUGGGAAAGCUGGAACUUCUGUGACCACUACGGGAAGGAAACAUUCCUGAAUACCCACAAGACUCUGCCACAAACUUGACACACUUACCUCAGUUAUCUCAUCUACACAUCCGGAGUAGUAAUACCUUCCUCGUCUGGUCAUUUUGAAGAUUAAAUGGCAUGCCCUUAGCACAGUACCAGGAAGACAGGUGAUUAAAAAAAGUUAAUUUCUUUACCCAAAUUAUAUCUUUACAGUCCGUGUGAAUACCUGCCCUUCCACACACAUAGACUAAGUAUUAAGUAUUAUUCAAGUCUAAGAAAAUAAUUUUGUUUUUCCUAAAGUUCUAUUGCUAAAAACGUGUAUAGAAAGAAGAAAAAAGAAAAGAAAAAAACGGUACUGUAUGCUGGUGUUUGGAAUGGCAAUCAUACUGUGAUGAAGUUUAAAUAAAAAUUGUCAUUAGGUUGUUUUGUGAUUUGGAUACUACUUUACCAAGCCUCAGAUAUCUAGUUCAAGAUUAUCUACUUAAUUAGCUUUCACAGCUACCCAUAAAAUAUAUUCAUUCUGUAACGUAGUAUAA
This is a messenger RNA of Balaenoptera ricei (Rice's whale), 2598 nucleotides long. RefSeq names its product myotubularin related protein 7 (gene MTMR7). The transcript has 15 exons. Lineage: Eukaryota; Metazoa; Chordata; Mammalia; Artiodactyla; Balaenopteridae. Gene Ontology annotation, biological process: phosphatidylinositol dephosphorylation. Gene Ontology annotation, molecular function: phosphatidylinositol phosphate phosphatase activity. The record is from RefSeq and is a predicted model, not a curated record. The coding region runs from base 78 to 2120 and encodes 680 amino acids.